This is a messenger RNA of Odontomachus brunneus, 3714 nucleotides long. It is a transcript of the gene ChT, whose product is annotated as high-affinity choline transporter 1. The transcript is spliced from 7 exons. Gene Ontology annotation, biological process: choline transport; transmembrane transport; acetylcholine biosynthetic process. Gene Ontology annotation, cellular component: plasma membrane. Gene Ontology annotation, molecular function: choline:sodium symporter activity. Bases 733 to 2580 code for a protein of 615 amino acids. NCBI's taxonomy places the organism in Eukaryota, Metazoa, Arthropoda, Insecta, Hymenoptera, Formicidae. The record is from RefSeq and is a predicted model, not a curated record.
ACACCAUCGGGAGGACGGCAGACAGUUGGCCGCCUCAGUACGAGGUGGCCUCCGCGACUGUACGGGACGUACGUACCGGUAGUCGUCGUUCCGACGACGACGGCAACGACCACGACUGCAACCACGGUCGUAAUUACGGCCACGAUCGCGAAGGGGACGACGUCGCUCGCCCCCUCCGGGACCGGUAACUGCACUUUAUGACUGUAUUCGUCUGAGUCGUUGGUAAAGUGGUUCCCCCCGUACGAUGAAAUAGUCGCGGCCGCUUCGGGUCUGACCGGGAUCGGAAGACGCGCGUGAGGACCAGCUCAUUACAAGUCUUUUGUGAAGGACCGUGGUUCUGGUAGCGUGGGGCAGGAGGACAAGCAGGAGUGGAAAGGAAAAAGCGAGUAAGGCAGAAGCGGACUCGGUGAGUUGGUUGAAAAUCGAUGGCCAUCAGCGCCCAUGGGCGGCCUCGCGUUUAGAACAAGGAAUAGCCCCUCCCAGAAGACCUCGCUCCGGUGGGGUGACUGCUGCCCCCCGAGUCCCAAGCCAGCGUCGUUGUCAGCCUGGAAGAGCCGUCAUCAAGACAUGCCGCCGGUGCCCGUGUGAGGCUGCCCCCCGCUGUUGCGUGAUUGUACCUCGCGGGGAUCUCAGAGGUAUCCGGGGGAUCCUAAAGCGGAUCAACCGCCAAACUUGCCGGACCUACGUCUCCGUCAACUCGAGCUCGCGCCGGUGGAUCCCUAUUCCCCGAAGAUGAUCAACAUCGCAGGUGUGGUCUCGAUCGUUCUGUUCUACCUGCUGAUCUUGGGCGUGGGAAUAUGGGCGGCCAGGAAGAAGGAGGCUGGCAACGACUCCGAGGAGGAGGUGAUGCUGGCUGGCCGCUCGAUCGGACUCUUUGUAGGGAUAUUCACGAUGACGGCGACCUGGGUCGGCGGCGGUUACAUCAACGGCACCGCCGAAGCGAUCUACACGAGGGGCCUGGUCUGGUGCCAGGCGCCCUUCGGAUACGCCCUCAGCCUCGUUUUCGGUGGUAUUUUCUUCGCGAACAAAAUGCGACAGCAGGGGUACGUGACAAUGUUGGAUCCGCUUCAAGACGCGUUCGGCGAGCGGAUGGGCGGUCUCCUCUUUCUGCCCGCUCUUUGCGGCGAGGUGUUUUGGGCGGCAGGCAUCCUCGCAGCCCUUGGCGCCACGCUGGCGGUCAUCAUCGACAUGGAUCAGGGCACCUCCGUCAUUCUGAGCGCCUGCAUCGCGGUUUUCUACACUCUCUUCGGCGGUCUCUAUUCCGUCGCUUACACCGACGUCAUUCAGCUCUUUUGCAUAUUCAUCGGUCUGUGGAUGUGUAUUCCGUUCGCUUGGGCCAAUCCAAAGGUGCAGUCUCUCAGUUCCAUGGACGUUGAUUGGAUCGGCAAGGUGGAACCUGAAGAGUAUUGGUUUUACGUGGAUUAUGGUUUACUUUUGAUAUUUGGCGGCAUACCUUGGCAAGUGUACUUCCAACGCGUUCUCUCCUCGAAAACCGCGGGGAGAGCUCAAAUAUUGAGUUACGUUGCCGCUAUGGGUUGCAUCCUCAUGGCCAUUCCUCCCGUCCUGAUUGGAGCGAUCGCCAAAGCAACUCCUUGGAACGAAACAGGAUACACUGGCGCUUAUCCUUUCACGGAAAAGGAGACUAGCAUGAUCCUGCCGCUGGUUCUGCAAUACUUGACACCAGACUUUGUUUCCUUUUUCGGGCUGGGUGCAGUAUCAGCGGCAGUGAUGUCCUCUGCGGAUAGCAGCAUUCUCUCCGCUAGUUCGAUGUUCGCCAGAAAUGUAUACAAAUUGAUCUUCCGUCAGCGGGCGUCGGAGAUGGAGAUCAUCUGGGUGAUGCGAGCGGGGAUUGGGGUGGUCGGCGUGUUGAGCACUGUGAUGGCUCUCACGAUACCGUCGAUCUACGGCCUCUGGUCAAUGUGCUCGGAUCUGGUCUACGUGAUCCUGUUCCCGCAGCUGCUGAUGGUGGUGCACUUCAAAGAUUACUGCAAUACCUACGGCAGUCUGUCGGCAUACAUAAUCGCCUUCGUGGUGCGCAUCAGCGGCGGCGAACCGAUGAUGGGUCUGCCCGCAUUGAUUCGCUACCCGGGCUACGACGAAGAGUCAGCUACGCAGAUGUUCCCGUUCAGAACGAUGGCGAUGUUAAUGUCGCUCGUGACUCUCGUUGGCGUAUCAUGCGGCACACAGUUCGCCUUUCUGACCGGUCGACUGGCGCCGGGCUACGACGUCUUCAGAUGCGUGGUCAAUAUCCCGGAGGACGUCGAACGAGUUGGCCCGGACCCCGCCGAAGGAGAGCAGAUGGCGGUCCUAGCUGGAGGCGUCGGCAAGCUCUAUGGCAGCAAGGACGAAUCGAACGGCCGAGUGAAUCCUGCGCUCGAGCCGGACUACGACAUGGAGCCGGGAUGUACGAUGGUCGGAGCACCGGAUGGUGUUGUCGCUGGCGGAGGUGGCGUUAACAGCGGCGGCGGCGGCGGCGGCGGCGGCGGCGGCGGCGGCGGCGGCGUAGGAGGCGCCGGAGGACACCUGGUACCGCACGUGCCCGGCGCACCUCGGCAACCACAAUCCAGCACCGCGUUCUAACUCCUGGUUCCGUGAUCGGAUGCUGUGACCAACAAUAAGUGUGGCGGUGCGGACCUCUGUAUAUUUCGUUCUAUCCUCCGUCUCUCUUCUUCCUCCGAUACUCCUCUUCUUCUCCCACGCUACGACGAGUACUUUGCGUUAUCCCGGCUUUCUUUCGACUUUACUCCUCGUUGAUGAUAAUGUUGCUGUUGAUCUUUGAUUAAAACCCAUUAUCGGAUUUUCUUUUGUUCCUCAAGACGACUUGUAGAUAUAUAUGUAUCGCGCGCCUCAUUUUAGUUUCAACUUGAACGUUUUUAUUCGCUACGGAUUUUUUUACGAAAUAACUGCCCCAGCUGAGGAAUUUGCUGUUUUUUACCAGAAAGAUAUCUUAUCGCGGAUUGAAAGUUGGUACACUAAAAUGUCCAGUCUGUCUCCGCUUCAUUGCACCUCACAUUCUGCAAAUCAACGACGCUUUCUCCGAUAACGUAUUUUCGCAAAUCACAAAAAUAACAACUUUCCGAAAGCAGCAUAAAUUAUUUAAAAGAAAGGAACUAAAAUUCUUCUUCCUUAUUCGUUUUUAACUUUGUCGAUUGGUACGAAAAUCCUCCGUGUCCAUUUGUUGUCCAAAUCCGUUUCGCAAAUCCCUUUUCUAUCCGCCCUACAAACACGGAGCUCCGAGACGAGCCAAUGCGGUGGCCUGCGGUAAGUCCGACAGAAAGUUUCUUUCGUACUUUUGUGCGCGUGUGUGUCUAUGAUUGUGUCUAUGUGUGCCUGUUGUCUGCAUGUGUAUGCGCACGCUGCUGGUGCCCGUGUAACGACCUGUACCUGCCCGCGUCUGCUCGCACUCGCGCUCUCAACACCGCUGAAGGCGAGCAAUAAAUAAAGAUGAAAGAGAUAAAGAAGAAUGAAGUAGAUGAGGAAAGAGACCGGAAGCGGAAAGUAUGCGCGAAGCGAACAAGGACAAGGGGAUAAGCGUAACGUUUCCAAACCGAAAGUCGGAGCUUCGAACGUACUCGGGUCGGACAUCCCUACCCCGCACCGCCAACUAGGCCUAGUGAUUUCCUUGUUUUCUUUUUGGAGAAGUAUAUAUAUAUAUAUAUAUAUAUAUAUAAGCAUAUAUAUAUAUAUAUAUAUAUAUAUAUAUAUAUAUAUAUA